AUGGGCUACGUGUCGUUCCACUUCUUCGUGCGAUCCGUGCGAGCGCAGAAGACGUGGAUCAAGAUGCGUCUGCUCAAGCCCAAGCACAUACCCCCGUCGGCCGGACCCUACCCGCCCUUCGACAGGCCCAACGAAGCCGCCGUGCUACGCAACUACCUCAACCACCCACCUGCCGGGCCGUGCAUAUUUGUGGGUCCGGACGGAUCGGGCAAGAGCCACAUCCUGGAGCAGGCCAUCGAAAACCGCAAGAUGGUGGUCUACCUCGACCUCCAACGCGAGCCCGUAAUCAAUGGCGAGGAGAUCCUCACGCAGUUCAUCAACAAAAUCAGCUACAUUCUUCCGCCCACGAAAUUCAUCGCGCGGAUCUUCCUGAAGGACGAGAGCAAGAUGGUUCUGAGCGCGGAGGAGAUCAACAAGGCAUUCCACUGCUUCGAGCAGGUGCUUUCCGACCAAAAGCGUAUGGGGUGGCCCAACGGCAUUCCCGUCAUUUGCAUCAAUGACUUUCAUUUCCUGGGGAGCUCCAAUGAUCUCAACCUCCGCUCGAAGAACAUCUACGAGGACAAGCAGAUCCUCAAGUUCAUGGACUGGUGCCUCUUCUUGACCGACAACAAGCUGUGCCACGUUGUCUUUGUGACAUCGUUUUCGUUCUGCCACCUGGAGCUCGACACGCAUUCUGCAUUCCGAUCGCGACGGGAGGUGCUCAAGUUCGGCUACGCGUCGGUGUCCACGGUCAGGCACCACUUCAAGAAGGUCAAUCAGUUGCUCACACAGCACUUCAAGGAACCAUUGACCGAAUCGGAGAUCAAACGCCUCGCCACGUUCGUGGGCGGCCAAGUCAAAGAUCUGGACACAGUCAUCACGGGUCUCCUCCGCGGCUACACGCCAUCUCAGGUCAUUGAUUACAUGAUCAGCGACAGCCUGCAGAUUGUGUCCGACUCUCUCGAGAGCUGCCUGCGACCGGUGAUCUCGGCGGAUGGCGAGGAGCAGGCCCUCGAGAAGGACGACGCCUUUGAGAAGUACCUCCGCCUGUGGCGCAUGAUUGAACUCAUCGCCCAAAACUCGAUCGUAAGCCGUAGCGAUCUAUUGCGGAUCGUAUUCCAAGAGAACGUGUCAGAGCUCGAGGCCUAUGAGAGUUCGGGGCUGGUGGCGUACGUCCACAAGAAGCCGAUCAGCAUGUCGCUGUCGGCUGACAUAGACGCGGAGGACACCGUGUCUUCGCUGGCGCGGCUAGCGCCGGAGUUCAUGGUGAGCGCCGGCACGCCUCGCCUCAACAUGGCCUUCCAGAUUCUGCGAAAAGACGAGAAGGCGGGGGCGCAGAAGCGGUCGCUGGAGAUCAAGCUCAAGAAGAAGAAACUCGAGAAGGAGGAGAAGGAGCUCAACGAAACCAAGAAACAGCUGCUCGAGGAGCGAAAGGAACUGGUCAACGAGACGCAGUCGCUGCUGCGGUAUCACCAGGAGUUCCAGUCGCUCUUUGGCGAAGAGGAGUUCACUCAGCGAAAGGCCGACCUCCUUUCCGGCACCAGGGACAUCACGGAGAAGCUUCGCAACGUCGUCCGAGACCAAGAGGAGGUGAAGGAGGGGCUGAGGCAGCUGAGAGAAGAAGUCAAGCAGCUGAAGAAGAGAUCAGAGAAGGAUGUGGUGGGCGAAUACCCAGCGCUUUCACCAUGA
This is a messenger RNA of Acanthamoeba castellanii str. Neff, 1668 nucleotides long. RefSeq lists its product as uncharacterized. NCBI's taxonomy places the organism in Eukaryota, Discosea, Longamoebia, Acanthamoebidae. The record is from RefSeq and is a predicted model, not a curated record. Gene Ontology annotation, cellular component: mitochondrial inner membrane. The transcript has 16 exons. Bases 1 to 1668 code for a protein of 555 amino acids. Gene Ontology annotation, molecular function: ATP binding.